This is a messenger RNA of Theobroma umbraticum, 2981 nucleotides long. Its product is annotated as structural maintenance of chromosomes flexible hinge domain protein. The record is from RefSeq and is a predicted model, not a curated record. Lineage: Eukaryota; Viridiplantae; Streptophyta; Magnoliopsida; Malvales; Malvaceae.
CUUUGUUUCUGUCUCCGGUCUCGCCUCGUUUUUAACCCUAGUUAACUUUUUAACCCCUCAGCCUUCGGUCUUCAUCCUUCAACGUUCACUCUCUCUUCUCUUCUUCUUUCUCUUUCUCUCCUGUUAUAUAUUAAUAUAAGCACUCUUUCCCUUCUCUAUCUCACAAGAGCUUUUUUUUUUUGUGGGUUCUUCAAGACCAAAUUAAUUCCCCUUAAAACAAUUAAAAUCUCCAUUUUUGAUCCCUUUCUUUGACUACCCUUUACUUCUUUUCUUCUAAAUUUGAUUCAAGAACCCAAGAUUGUUUCUAUUUUCCACUUUUUAUUUUGUUUUGGGGUUUAAAUUAGAAAAAGACCCAGAAAGAAAAGAAAUAAGAGCUUCUCUGGGUUUCUUUGGGUUUUCGGAGAAUAUUAAUAAUUCGACAAAUUUAAGGUUGUUCGUUUUUCUGGUGUUUUUUUUUUUCUUUUGAAAAAUGGUGGUGAAGAUGAUGAGGUGGCGACCAUGGCCGCCUCUGGUUUCAAAAAAGUACGAGGUAAAGCUAAUUGUAAGGAGGUUAGAAGGGUGGGAUCUGGUCGGGGAAGGUUCAGAGAAGUCACCGAAAUUAACGGUCGAGAUUCGAUGGAAAGGUCCAAAGGCUUCUCUCAGUUCUCUAAGGCGAACGGUUAAGAGGAAUUUCACGAAGGAAGUCGACGGCGUUGACGAAAACAGCGCCGUUGUAUGGGAUGAGGAGUUUCAAACCCUUUGUAGCUUUUCGGCUUAUAAAGAGAAUGUGUUUCAUCCUUGGGAGAUUGCUUUCUCUGUCUUGAAUGGCUUGAAUCAGGGGCUGAAGAACAAGGUUCCUGUUGUUGGGACAGUGUCAUUGAAUCUUGCUGAAUAUGCUUCUGCUGCUGAACAGAAAGAGUUUGAGUUAAACAUCCCCCUCAUACUCUCCAAUGGUGCUACUGAACCUGGUCCCCAACUCUGUAUAUCACUUAGCCUGUUAGAACUAAGAACUGCUCAAGAUACAACAGAGCCAGUACAGAGGGCAUUGGUGCCUGUUGCUUCACCUUCCCGCUCCGGCGAAACCGUCUCAAUGGAAAAGGAUGAGCUUUCUGCAAUUAAAGCUGGUCUUAGAAAAGUGAAAAUUUUUACAGAUUAUGUUUCGACUAGAAGAGCAAAAAAAGCCUGUCGAGAGGAUGAGGGCAGUGAAGGAAGGUGUUCUGCCCGGAGUGAUGAUGGUGAGUAUCCAUUGGACACAGAUUCACUCGACGAUUUUGAUGAAGGAGAAUCAGAUGAGGUAAAGGAUGACUCUGUUGUAAGGAAAUCAUUUAGUUAUGGUACUCUGGCAUCAGCAAAUUAUGCUGGAGGAUCAUUUUACUCCAGCAUGAGGAUCAAUGAGGAAGGUGAGGAUUGGGUGUACUACAGCAAUCGCAAAUCAGAUGUUGGCUGCUCAAAUGUUGAGGAUUCUGCUGCAUCUGUGUCAGAGCCAUCCCUGUUGCAGAGUUCCAAGCGUAGCAUUUUGUCUUGGAGAAAAAGAAAGCUAAGCUUCAGGUCUCCAAAAGCAAAAGGGGAACCAUUGUUAAAGAAAGCCUAUGGAGAAGAAGGUGGAGAUGACAUUGAUUUUGACCGCCGGCAGCUUAGCUCUGACGAAUCUCAUGCCCAUGGGUGGCACAAGACAGACGAAGAUUCAUCUGCAAAUCGUUCAUCCGUUUCUGAAUUUGGGGACGAUAAUUUUGCUAUUGGCAGUUGGGAGCAGAAAGAAGUGGUGAGCCGUGAUGGACACAUGAAGCUUCAAGCACAGGUCUUCUUUGCUUCUAUUGAUCAACGGAGCGAGCGAGCAGCCGGUGAAAGUGCAUGUACAGCCCUUGUUGCUGUUAUUGCUGAUUGGUUUCAGAACAACCAUGAUCUGAUGCCUAUUAAGUCUCAAUUUGAUAGUUUGAUUAGAGAAGGCUCAUUGGAAUGGAGGAACCUCUGUGAGAAUGAAACCUAUAGGGAACGGUUCCCUGACAAGCACUUUGACCUUGAGACAGUUCUCCAAGCAAAAUUACGUCCUCUUUCUGUAGUGCCAAGGAAGUCAUUUAUUGGAUUUUUCCAUCCAGAAGGGAUGGAUGAGGGAAGAUUUGACUUUUUGCAUGGUGCAAUGUCUUUUGAUAACAUCUGGGAUGAGAUUAGUCGUGCUGGUGCAGAAUGUCCAAACAGUGGUGAACCUCAGGUUUACAUUGUUAGUUGGAAUGACCAUUUUUUUAUCCUCAAGGUUGAACCAGAGGCUUACUACAUCAUUGACACAUUAGGAGAGAGGCUUUAUGAGGGAUGCAAUCAAGCUUACAUCUUGAAAUUUGACUGCAAUACUGUAAUUCACAAGCUACCCAAUGUGGCUCAAUCUUCAGAUGAUAAGUCGAAUAGUGACCAGCAGAUUGCUACAGCUGCUGCAGAACCCAAAAAUGCACAGGUUCAACAGGUCAACAGGAAGGAGGAGGGUUCUGCUGCAGGGCCUAUAGUAACCAAAUCUGAGGAAUCAAUCAAGAGUGAAGAGAGAGAGGAGGUUGUUUGCCAAGGAAAGGAGUCCUGCAAGGAAUACAUAAAGAGCUUCUUGGCUGCUAUACCUAUUAGGGAGUUGCAGGCAGAUAUCAAGAAGGGUUUAAUGGCUUCAACACCGCUCCAUCACCGAUUACAGAUUGAAUUCCACUAUACUGAGUUCUUGCAAUCACUACCUGCAACUUCUGCAACUCCAAUGACAACUGCUACUCAAAUGGCAACGGCCACGCAACUCUCAGUUGAAGUUCCGUUAACUGAAGUUGCUGCAUAGAGACUUGCUGUAAAUUCUAGGAAAAGUGUGAUUACUCUAACUUGUUUUCUUUGUUUUACUAUGGGUAUCUUGUGAUGUGAAUGGGGUUUAACAGAGAGGAACCCGUAUGAGCCUUUUUUUUUUUCCCAAUCAGUUUGGCGAAUAGAGUUGUGUUUUCUCCUAAGUUGGCUGGAAAUAUAACAUUUAACUUUUUCUCAUA